This is a messenger RNA of Pygocentrus nattereri (red-bellied piranha), 2125 nucleotides long. It is a transcript of the gene dnase1, whose product is annotated as deoxyribonuclease I. Lineage: Eukaryota; Metazoa; Chordata; Actinopteri; Characiformes; Serrasalmidae. The transcript is spliced from 9 exons. The record is from RefSeq and is a predicted model, not a curated record. Gene Ontology annotation, biological process: DNA catabolic process. Gene Ontology annotation, molecular function: DNA nuclease activity. The coding region runs from base 112 to 951 and encodes 279 amino acids. Gene Ontology annotation, cellular component: nucleus.
UAGAGCGCUGGGCUAAAGGUGGAGCUUUAAAAGGGCUUUUCUGCGCUUCUGGGCUUUCUUUGCCGGAGAGACGCAAAUCGAGAUCGAGACGAAGCCGAACUCAGUAGCAGGAUGAAGACUGCCGCCUGUGUUGGGCUGAUCUUACUGUCCGUGCAUCUGGGCAGCUCCUUACUGAUUGGCGCUUUUAACGUCCAAACGUUUGGCAACAAAAAAGCAUCCAAUGCCACACUGCUGGACAUUAUCAGCACAGUCGUGCGUCGGUACGACAUUGUCCUCAUCCAGGAGGUCAGAGACAGCGACCUGUCCGCAACUACCAGGCUGAUGCAGCGGGUGAACAGGGGGUCCUCUCCGUACACGUAUGGGCAUAUCGUGAGUGAACCGCUGGGCAGGACCACCUACAAAGAGCGAUAUCUGUUCAUCUACAGGCACGAGACGGUGUCAGUAGUUAAGAACUUCACCUAUGACGAUGGAUGUGAACCAUGCGGAACAGACACAUUCAUGCGAGAGCCGUUUGUGGUGAUGUUCUCUUCUAAUUUCUCAGCUGUGCAGAACUUCGUCCUCAUCCCUCAGCACACGUCACCGGACUUCGCAGUGAAGGAGGUGGACGCGCUGCACGAUGUGGUGGUCUACACCAGGCAGCUCUGGAGCACCAAUGAUAUUCUGCUGCUGGGGGACUUCAACGCUGGCUGCAGCUACAUUAAUGCCAAGGACUGGCCAAGCAUCCGACUGUUCUCCGAUCAGUCGUACCACUGGUUAAUCCCCAACACCGCGGACACGACCGUCAGGCACACAACCUGCCCCUACGACAGGAUUGUAUCCACUGAAGACAUGAUGAGAGGCGUCAUUCCCGACACAGCACAUGUCUACGACUUCAUGGCCCACCUGGGACUCAGCCACAGCUGGGCUCUGGCGGUCAGUGAUCACUUCCCCGUUGAGAUCCAGCUCAUAUAAGCUGCUUCGUCAGUGCACGAGGAGUCAGAGAUCCUGACUGUUGUAAGCCUUAAUGUAGUGUACAUGUCCAGAAAUACUGCGUAAGUCAAGCAAAUUAGAAUAGCUGCUAUUUCUCUCGUCCACUGAGUGACGACCAAUGAGCUAAAUAUCUGAUUUAUAUCAAAUAUCAAAUCGUUUAAAAUUUCCAGCUUUAGCUAAAGCAUUAUUUUUUCCAUCCCACACUUACAUCAUUUGCUUAUUCUAAUUUUCAGUAGGACUGAAUUCGGUUCCACCGCCUUUUCAAUAAAUGCUGUAAGGCUUGGGAUGAUGGGGGAAGACAGCAGUACGGAUGUCAUUGUUUUAGGUCAAUAAUAUAUCCAUAAAUGUAAAUAUAUGAGAGCACAACCAAAAUUUUGAAAUGUUUCAAGAUAGACCUGUCUUUGUAUGUGCUCUCUCUGAAGCACAUGCACUCUUACAAAAGGUGGUUCUUCAAGGGUUCUUUAGUGAAAAAAAUUCACUGCAUUGUUAAAGGGUUCUUCAGACUGAUAGAGAAUGUGCUGUAGAUGGUUCUACUUAGAAUCGUUUUGAAAAUGGUUCUAUAUAGUCAAGCUCUUAACAAUAGAAGACCCCUUUUGGGGUCUAUAUAGAACCGUCAAUAGCACAUUUCCGCAUUUUCCAUCAAUCCGAAGGGCCCUUUCAUGAUGCAAAAAUCCCUUGAACCAUCUAGAGGGUUAUUUGAGUGUUCAUGGUUCUACACAGAACCAUUUUCUUUACUAAAAAAUCCUUAAAGAACCAUCUUUUUUAAGAGCGUGUGUCAGGAUCCAGUCCUCGCGGGCCAGAACUCUGCAGACUUCAGCUCACUGCCUCAUUAAACAGACCCUAAUCAGCUAAACAGCUAAACAGCAAGGCCUUCACGAACUGAAUUCAGAGAAGUGGACAAGGGUAAACGCUGAUCUCCGCAGCACUUUGGCCUUGAAGGUCCCCAGUUUGACAAGAACAAGAACACAGAGACGUAUAAUGUGAUUCAAAAAUUCAAUUUUUUAAAGGCACAUUUUAAUUUGACCUGGAAAAUUUUACUAGUUUGUUUUGCGUUGCUUGGUACCGCUGAUCACUGUCAACAUAAGUUUUGUAAUGCCUUAUUGUUGAUUCUAUGCUCAAUAAAAAUAAUAGUAAUAAAAAGCACAACCAUAUGACA